GAGUUUAGAAGGGAACGCACUUCCGGUGCCCUUUCUCCCGCGAGUACCUGGGGCCGGACCCUCGUGUGGAGGGUGCGAUCCGUAAACUGGAGAGCUGUAGAGGCGGGCCGGCACCCCCUUCGGACCACUGGUGCCGCCGGCCUCAGGACCGAACAUGGCCCAGAACUUGAAGGACUUAGCGGGACGGCUGCCCUCCGGGCCCCGGGGCAUGGGCACGGCGCUGAAGCUGCUGCUGGGGGCCGGCGCCGUGGCCUACGGCGUCCGCGAGUCGGUGUUCACCGUGGAAGGAGGGCACAGAGCCAUUUUCUUUAAUCGGAUCGGAGGUGUGCAGCAGGACACCAUUCUGGCCGAGGGCCUUCACUUCAGGAUCCCCUGGUUCCAGUACCCCAUCAUCUAUGACAUUCGCGCCAGACCCCGAAAAAUUUCCUCCCCCACAGGCUCCAAAGACCUGCAGAUGGUGAACAUCUCCCUGCGGGUGCUGUCCAGACCCAACGCCGCGGAGCUUCCCAGCAUGUACCAGCGCCUGGGGCUGGAUUACGAGGAGCGCGUGUUGCCAUCCAUCGUCAACGAGGUGCUCAAGAGCGUGGUGGCCAAGUUCAACGCCUCCCAGCUGAUCACCCAGCGGGCCCAGGUGUCCUUGUUGAUCCGACGGGAGCUGACAGAGAGGGCCAAGGACUUCAGCCUCAUACUGGAUGACGUAGCCAUCACUGAGCUGAGCUUUAGCCGAGAAUACACAGCUGCUGUAGAAGCUAAGCAAGUGGCCCAGCAGGAGGCCCAGCGGGCCCAGUUCCUGGUGGAAAAAGCGAAGCAGGAACAGCGGCAGAAGAUCGUGCAGGCCGAGGGUGAGGCUGAGGCCGCCAAGAUGCUGGGAGAAGCUCUGGGCAAGAACCCAGGCUACAUCAAGCUGCGCAAGAUUCGGGCAGCCCAGAACAUCUCCAAGACGAUCGCCACAUCACAGAAUCGUGUCUUUCUCACUGCUGACAACCUUGUGCUGAACCUACAGGAUGAAAGUUUCACCCGGUGAGAGGCAUGGCCUUCAGGUGGGGUGUUGACACAGAACAAGGGCCGGAGUCUGGCCACCUGGGCUCUGGCGCCCGUUACCAGCUUACUCGUGUGACCCUUGAAAACACCAUGUCUCUGAACCACUUAGAAAAGUGGGUGGUUGACAAUUCCUAACUUGAAUCUCACAGGAUUGAUUUUAUGCGAUCCAGUGGGAUUAUUCACGUAAAAAGCACUUUAAUUGUAAAGUUUUUAAGUGAAAAGUGGUAAAAGAUGAUACUGGCUGUUCUUCCUCGGGAGCUGCUCUGGGGCACGGAAGGAUGCUGGGAAAGCAGGGGUGAGAAAUGGCAGUGGCCAGGGAGCAAGUCUUCUUCCCAGAGCCUGAGAUUCCGGGCUUCCAGCGUGCUUGUCUUUUUCCCUUGGGAGCGGAGGAGGGUUUAGAGUUGGGUGGGGAAUGAAACUGUCAAGUCACAUGUACCUUUCUCUUGUCGUUCUGUGUUUCCUGUUCAUCUGGUGACCUGGCGUCCACAGGGGAAGUGACAGCCUCAUCAAGGGUAAGAAAUGAACUGCUGAACAAGAACUCCACCCUCAGGGAGGAAGUGGAUCUUUUUCUUCCCCGGUUUUUGAGGAGCCAGCUUGGGGCCCUACCCCGCCCCCACCGUCAAGUGAUGGUCCCUCUGCAUCUGUCCUCCCAGCCCUUCUCGGGUGAACAAAGACUGACCAUUUUCAAGGGAGUGACUUUCCUCCCUGUGUCGGCCAGAGGUGUUGGGACUGUGUGAUUUCCUGCAGGGUUGGUUCCUCCCUCGUGGUCAGAAGCAACAACCACCACCCCAGAGAUUCUCAAUAAAUGUUUAUUACUUAAUCCGAA
Lagenorhynchus albirostris (white-beaked dolphin) is the source of this 1867-nucleotide messenger RNA. It is a transcript of the gene PHB2, whose product is annotated as prohibitin 2. Gene Ontology annotation, cellular component: membrane; mitochondrion. The record is from RefSeq and is a predicted model, not a curated record. NCBI's taxonomy places the organism in Eukaryota, Metazoa, Chordata, Mammalia, Artiodactyla, Delphinidae. The coding region runs from base 155 to 1024 and encodes 289 amino acids. Gene Ontology annotation, biological process: mitochondrion organization. The transcript has 9 exons.